This is a messenger RNA of Puntigrus tetrazona (Sumatra barb), 2649 nucleotides long. RefSeq names its product ubiquitin-like modifier activating enzyme 2 (gene uba2). The record is from RefSeq and is a predicted model, not a curated record. The transcript has 17 exons. Gene Ontology annotation, cellular component: cytoplasm; SUMO activating enzyme complex. The coding region runs from base 16 to 2121 and encodes 701 amino acids. NCBI's taxonomy places the organism in Eukaryota, Metazoa, Chordata, Actinopteri, Cypriniformes, Cyprinidae. Gene Ontology annotation, biological process: protein sumoylation. Gene Ontology annotation, molecular function: SUMO activating enzyme activity.
CUCCUUUCACUUGACAUGUCUUUAGGAUUUAUUCAGUCACGUCUCCAGCUCAGCCGCUCCAGCAGAGGUCGCCAGUUAAACCAGCUGCGCGUUCUUUCACAGCGCGCCCGUUCUCUGCGCAUGCGCGAGCCUCUUCCCUCCCCGCAGGAUCAAACCGCUGCCUGUCCGCGCCGCCGAAACGCCGAGCCGACAAUGGCACAACUGGUGGGACCUCUCCGCAAAGAGCUCGCCGACUCCCUGUCCUCCUGCCGGGUGCUGGUGGUCGGCGCGGGAGGCAUCGGCUGCGAGCUGCUGAAAAACCUGGUGCUCACCGGCUUUAAGAAUAUUGAAGUGAUCGAUCUGGACACCAUUGACGUCAGCAACCUUAACAGACAGUUCCUGUUUCAGAAGAAACAUGUUGGAAAGUCUAAAGCUCAGGUUGCCAAGGAGAGCGUGCUGCGGUUCUGUCCAUCUGCGAACAUCACUGCCUACCAUGACAGCAUCAUGAACCCAGACUACAACGUGGAAUUCUUCCGAAAUUUCCAGCUCGUCAUGAAUGCUUUGGACAACAGAGCGGCCAGGAAUCACGUCAACAGGAUGUGUUUGGCUGCUGACAUUCCCCUCAUUGAGAGCGGCACAGCUGGCUAUCUGGGACAAGUCACCGUUAUCAAGAAGGGUCAGACGGAGUGCUACGAGUGCCAGCCCAAACCUACGCAGAAAACCUUCCCAGGUUGCACCAUUCGCAACACGCCCUCAGAACCCAUUCACUGCAUCGUGUGGGCCAAAUAUCUCUUCAAUCAGCUUUUUGGUGAGGAGGAUGCAGAUCAGGAGGUGUCACCUGACACAGCUGACCCUGAGGCUGCUUGGAACCCUGCAGACGCAGCAGCCCGAGCCACAGCCUCCGAUCAGGAUGGAGACAUCAAGCGAGUGUCUACUAAAGAGUGGGCUCGAUCCACGGGCUACGAUCCUGUUAAACUCUUCAACAAGCUUUUUAAAGAUGACAUCAUGUAUCUGUUGACCAUGGAUAAGUUGUGGAAGAAGAGAAAAGCCCCAUUACCUCUAGAUUGGACUGAAAUCCAGCAGACUGAAUGUUCUCAGGAGGAGGCCUGUGGCACAGGUCUGAAGGACCAGCAGGUGUUGGGCGUUCAAGGUUACGCUCAGCUCUUCCACCGCAGUGUGGAAACACUCCGAUCUCAGCUGACAGAGAAGGGUGAUGGUGCAGAGCUAGUCUGGGACAAGGAUGAUCCUCCAGCCAUGGACUUCGUAACAGCAGCCUCAAAUUUGCGCAUGAACGUCUUCAGCAUGAACAUGAAAAGCCGCUUUGAUGUCAAAUCCAUGGCGGGGAACAUCAUUCCAGCAAUAGCCACCACUAAUGCAGUCAUCGCUGGUCUCAUUGUUAUGGAGGCUCUGAAGAUUCUCAACUCAGACUUCGAGCAGUGUCGCACGAUCUUCCUGAAUAAGCAGCCAAACCCCAGGAAAAAGCUUCUUGUACCAUGUGCACUGGACCCUCCCAAUGCCAGCUGUUACGUGUGUGCCAGCAAACCUGAGGUCACAGUCAAACUCAAUGUGCACAAGACCAUUGUGCAAGCUCUUCAGGACAAGAUACUGAAGGAGAAGUUUGGCAUGGUGGCACCAGAUGUGCAAAUAGAAGAUGGAAAAGGAACGAUCCUCAUCUCUUCAGAGGAAGGAGAGACUGAAGCAAACAAUAACAAGUUUUUGUCUGACUUUGGGAUUCGGAAUGGGAGCCGUCUUCAAGCAGAUGAUUUCCUGCAGGAUUACACUCUCAUAGUCAAUGUAAUUCACAGCGAGGAAUUGGAAAAGGAUGUCGAGUUUGAAGUAGUAGGUGACGCCCCAGAUAAGGCGCCCGCACCAAGUGCCCCAGAAGAAGGGAAAAACAUUGCCAACGGGAACAAAGAUUCUGCCCAGCCGUCUACCUCAUCUAAAGCAGCUGCAGAGGACGAUGAUGUCCUUAUCGUAGACUCGGACGAAGAACCGUCCUCGAGCACCAUGGACGCUUCCCAGGAGUCUAGUAACCGCAAGAGGAAGCAUCAUGAUGCUGAUACAGAUGACGCUGCGUCCAAGCGCAAGCGCCUCGACCAGCAGCCGGCCGAUGAUGAUGAAGACAUCAUCGCUCUUGACUAGCGCCAUUGACAAGAUUUCACCUGCCCACAAUAGAGGAUUUUCCUCCAGUUGAAUUUUUGUACGGUUUCUCUUACCAAACAUGUAAAUAUAUCUGUACAAUAAGGUUCAAGCUCAAUGGAUGUCGUCUUUUCCUUCUGUCCUUUGUUUUUGGGAACAGAAAACGGCUGGUUUAUGAACUACACUCGGUUAGGUUUUCCUCAAGAUGGAUAAAAUGCUUUUCAACUUUGUAUUUUUUACAACGCGUGUGUCUUCGUAUUUUGCAGUGGUUUAGAAAGGCUGACAAAAGUGCUCACGGUAUUUGGAUGCGUUUGUUUUUUUUUAAUUUUAUCUUCAAAACCAUAUUCCAUAUUUAUUACAGGUUGUUUUUGUUGACAGCCUCGGUAAUAUUUCUGAUCACCAAAUCAUUUUACAGUAACAAUGUAUUACUGUAUGAUGGCUUGUAUGUCUUCUGUUGCAUUGCUUUAGAACCACAAAGAAAAAUAUUGUGAGUUACCUUUUUUUAAGAAAAUACAUUCAGACAACUAUUUA